Gigantopelta aegis is the source of this 3572-nucleotide messenger RNA. Its product is annotated as probable leucine--tRNA ligase, mitochondrial. The coding region runs from base 245 to 3046 and encodes 933 amino acids. Lineage: Eukaryota; Metazoa; Mollusca; Gastropoda; Neomphalida; Peltospiridae. The record is from RefSeq and is a predicted model, not a curated record. Gene Ontology annotation, biological process: mitochondrial translation; leucyl-tRNA aminoacylation. Gene Ontology annotation, molecular function: aminoacyl-tRNA deacylase activity; leucine-tRNA ligase activity; ATP binding. Gene Ontology annotation, cellular component: mitochondrion. The transcript is spliced from 25 exons.
UGAAGUUCACGUAAUUUAAACAAAGUUAAUUUUAUUUGAAACAAAAUGCUUGUGACAUUUCUGUGCAUUAAAGUAUAUACACAUUUGAUGCUAAUAAAAUAUAUUUCUGUUUACUAAAUUUGAAAUUAAACAACGUUUUAUACUAACUUCACUAAGAAUAUUAUUAUGACGUCGAGUGCCCUGUUUUCGGUCGGUAACCUGUUUCCGUUGGAUGCGUCGAUUGCGUUCAUGCAUAUAUUAAACCAUGACAAGUAGACUUCGACCAGAAAUGUUCAUUUUGGGAAAGGGAAGAAUGAGCUGGAGUAUGUGGCAGUAUUUGAGGAGUAGUGUUGGUGGAACCACGAGCAGGCAGGCAGUACGCAUGCUAUUUAGCAAGACUGGAAAAUGGGAUCCAAAAUACACUCCAUCUGUGAUGCAGGAAGUAGAAGGUUACUGGAAACCGAUUAUAAAAGAACAAAAUUUGGAAAGAACAAAGAUUCAAGCAGAAAAAAAAACUGAUGAAAAGCCAAAAUAUUAUGUCCUGUCCAUGUUCCCCUACCCAAGUGGCAAGCUACACAUGGGGCAUGUCCGAGUCUACGCUAUCAGUGACACGAUGGCCAGGUUUCACAGAAUGAUGGGAAAGGAGGUCCUUCACCCAAUGGGAUGGGAUGCUUUUGGACUUCCUGCAGAGAAUGCUGCCAUUGAGCGAGGUAUAAGGCCAGAAGUUUGGACAAAAAGUAACAUUGCAAACAUGAAGAAACAGCUUGAUGAUCUGGGAUGCAGCUUUGAUUGGGACAGAGAAGUUACAACGUGUGACCCAAGCUAUUACAAAUGGACACAGUAUUUAUUUCUGGAGAUGUACAAGGCUGGACUGGUCUACCAAAAGGAGGCGGAGGUGAACUGGGACCCGGUGGACCAGACCGUGCUGGCUGAUGAACAGAUCAGUGAGGACGGGCUGUCUUGGAGGUCAGGAGCGAAGGUGGAGAAGCGAUUCCUGCGUCAGUGGUUCAUCAAAACAACAGCUUAUUCCAAGUCUUUGUUAGAUGGUCUGAAUAAUGUCAGUCCUGAAUUGUGGAGAGAUGUGAUUCAGCUACAGAAAAACUGGAUACGUGAAUGCAAUGGUUCUAGAUUUGAUUUCAAAAUACAGAAUAAUGGGAACUACACGAACGACCCGAUAUCUGUGUUUACACCGAACCCAGAAGCCCUGUAUGGAGUUUCACACAUUGCCUUGUCGCCCACUCACCGAUACAAUGACCCAAAGUUUUACAAGAAUACUGAAAAGUCCAGUGACAUUGUUCUCAGCCUGGAGGCAGUGCAUCCAUUCACAGGACAGAGAAUUCCUCUGGUCGUUUCCUCCAGCACAGAGUUUGAUGAGUUCAACGACACACAUCUCGGUAUUCCAUGUUUGUCAGAAGCAGAUCGCAGUGUGGCCGAGAAACUGGGAUUCCCUUGUGUAGAUGUGAUCACUGAAAACAAAGAUGGUGUAGAAGUUGCGUGCAACUCUGAUGAGUUUUCUGGUUUAAGCAGAUCAGAUGCUUUCACUGCAGUUAUGGCCCAUGCUAAAAAACUGGGAGUUGGCGGACAUCUUGUGAGUUCGCGGUUAAAGGACUGGCUCAUCUCACGACAGAGGUUCUGGGGAACACCAAUCCCAAUGAUACACUGUCCGUCUUGCAAGACUGUUCCUGUACCAACUGAUCACCUUCCUGUCACAUUACCCGAGACGGACAACCAGUCUAGUAGUUCCAGAAUCUCACCUUUAGCUAACAAUGAUGACUGGAUCAAUGUCAAAUGUCCAAAGUGUGGUGGUUCAGCCCGGAGAGAAACAGACACCAUGGAUACGUUUGUUGAUUCAUCCUGGUACUUCCUGCGCUACACUGACCCGCACAACACGGUCGCUCCGUUUGACAGCAAACUUGCUAAAAAAUACAUGCCGGUCGAUUUGUAUAUUGGUGGGAAAGAACAUGCUGUUCUGCACUUGUAUUUUGCUCGGUUCUUCAACCAUUUCCUCCAUGACCGCGACCUAGUUCCUGAGCGGGAACCAUUUGUCAACCUCCUGACCCAAGGCAUGGUGAUGGGUCAAAGCUUCCGGGUCAAGGGAACUGGGAAGUACCUCCGUGCUGAAGAUGUCGAUUUUUCAGGUUCCAAAUCUACCGAGAAGGUCAGUGGGUCCCCUGUUGUCACGGACUGGGAGAAGAUGAGCAAGUCAAAGUACAAUGGAGUGGAUCCUGAAGAUGUUAUAUCAGAGUUUGGUGUUGAUUCAACCAGAUUGUGCAUCUUAUCAGGUGUGGCCCCCAAAACAAACCGAAAGUGGUCAAAUGAAGCUUUCAGAGGAAUACAGAACUGGCAGAACAAAGUGUGGAAGUUGGUGACAGAGUACAUGAACAGUGUCAGUUCUAGGACCAACCGAAACGAAAUGCCGUCGCCAGAACUGGUUGCCGAGUGGAACAGUAAAAUAUCCAACCAGAGAAACCUUUGUGUGCGAGAGGUAUCAUUUCACUUCGGCACGACAUUCCUUCUGAGCGUGGGUAUUUCUCGUAUGCAGUCAUUCACAAGUAGUCUCAAGAAAGUGCCACCUGCAGUGCUCAGCGAGAGUUUAGAGUUUGAGCGAGCUUUAGCCGAUCUGAUUUUAAUGGUGGCCCCCGUAGCUCCACACUUCACCUCAGAAUUGUGGGCAGGUCUUGGUUCUACCGUGAUACACACUAAAGACAUGUACCAGUGGAAUAAAAGUGUUCUUGAACAGACCUGGCCUGUGGUUGACGACAGUUUCAAACUGCCGCUAGUAAUCAUGUCAAAUGGCCAACCAAUGAGUGAAUAUUACCUGCCUUGGCAAAAGCUGAAGGUUUUGACGUUCAAGGAAGCCUGUGAAAUAGCCAAACAAGAUUCCCUUUACCAGAAAUACUGCGCACCUCAUACCAUUCACGAUGUGACUUUUACCAGUGGGACUGGCUACAAUGUUUCUAUAGAUUUCAUCAGCAGUGAAGCGAAGAUGAGAAUCAAAGAAGAUAGUGAAAAUAUGGAAGCCACAAAGCUUGAAGAUGAAACCAAAACAAAAUCGGUGCAUUUGUGAUACAGCUGAAUUAAAAAACAAAAAGAGAGAGAAAAAAGAAAAGAAACAAAUUAAUCAAGUUUGGCCAGUAACUGACUGGACCAUCUGACCCUAUUUUUACUUUGGUAAAACUAACCAUGUUUGGCUGUGAAUAUUUUUAAUGAAUCAUUUUAAAUGCAUUGUCUUUCUUGUUUACAAUAUCAGCGUGCUUCUUGUCAUCUUAAUGUUUAUAGUAACACAAACUGCAUUUUACUUGCCAAUAAUGAUGCAGUUGUGGUAAAUCAGGACGGAACGUCCUGCCCUUAAGUGGAUAUAGUCCCACAGACUGCACUUGUUUUAACCACUACCAAAUAUCUGCUACAUGUUCUCUUUGAAACAUGCCUACAGCAUAUAAUAAAUAGCAGUGAUUUUUAUGCAAAGUCAAGGAUUCUAACUUUGUACAGGGUUGAUACACAUUUCGAAAAGUCUUUGGAAAUUGAUCUUGAAUUGUGGAAAAGUUAUGGAAAUGUAUGUCCAUGCUGUAAAUAAAAACAACUGUUGUAGUUUU